GUUGUGCAUUUGGAGCUAAGUCUGUUUCGUGACUAGCGUAGGCAAUCCUUGUGGGGCGGGGAUGUCCGGUGGGAACACGAUUAAUUACUCAUUACAACAGGCGUCUACCUACUAAUUACUUGUCUGCAACGUAUGGAAUGAAAAAUGCUGCUCGGCCACCAUCAAUCAAGAUCUCACGAUUCAUAAUAUGAACCAUGAGACCCUGCUCUCAAGGACAUCUGAUGUCCAGUUCUCGCGUUGCCUUGUGUAUCGUCGCAUAUGGAUAUUCUCAGUCUGCGAUUCGAUGAAUUAUGUCUCAAUUCCGUAGCGUCGAUAUCUGCUUACGUGUGCUUAUGGAGAAGUCGAUCUUCGCUGUCUAUUAUAACAUGGCCCAGAUCUAUUGGCAUACAGCCUUGGCGUGGAAAACUGCUGGCCUCGAAAGCAUCAGCCGAGCAAGGAGAGGCUGAUCAUACGAGGGAUUAAAAUACCCCUCGUAUUUAAGAUGACGUGACAAUCUAUGAAAACCACUGCCAAGGCUGCACUGCGGCUCAUACAAGAGCUCGAAACCCUCAAGCCUUUGUCCAUUGCGAACGGCAUUGUACUCGACAACGGAUGUGGAACAGGAGCCACCGCCAUGGCAGUCCGAUAUCAAUCAGCAGAUAUCCCAAUAUUGGCCACCGAUAUCAGUCCUGGCAUGCUCGACAUCCUUGACAAGAGAGAAAUUCCUGGAAUCCGUACCCGCGUCGCCGACGCGCUCGAUCUCAGCGUUUUGGAAGAAGAUGGUGUCGACAAUCAUUUCAGCCAUGUGCUGAGUACAUUCAUGAUCCAAUUCACACCGGAUGCCACGAAGGCUGUAGCAGAGAUGUAUCGCGUCUUACAGCCUGGAGGAGCUUUUGGUCUUGCGACAUGGAUUGAGGUGGAAAUCGUUACCAAAAUCAAUGAGGCAGGCAAAGCACUCGAGCCUCAGUGGAAAGCCCCUAACAUGUUUGCUUCGAAUUGGCCCACGACCGUUUCUGAGGUCCAAGUAAAAAUGGAAGAGCUUGGAUUCGUCGACAUCCAUACGAACGUGACUCGCGCUGACCUGGACUCUCCGUUGGAACUCUUACUCGAUUACACAUAUAACGGAAACCACCCGAGUGCUGUUGAGCAGAUCAGGUAUUGGGAGGAGCAAGGCAGACUGAAGGAUUUCAAGGCCGUGUAUGAGAGAAGUUUAGGAAACCUGUACGCAAAGGGACACAGAUUGUCACUUCGAUAUAUGCUCACUACCGCACGAAAGCCCUAG
Molecule: messenger RNA, 1261 nt
Organism: Pseudovirgaria hyperparasitica
Lineage: Eukaryota; Fungi; Ascomycota; Dothideomycetes; Acrospermales; Acrospermaceae
Product: S-adenosyl-L-methionine-dependent methyltransferase
Exons: 2
Coding region: 497-1261 (254 amino acids)
Molecular function (GO): methyltransferase activity
Source: RefSeq, a predicted model, not a curated record